This is a messenger RNA of Vigna angularis (adzuki bean), 657 nucleotides long. RefSeq names its product nudix hydrolase 18, mitochondrial. Gene Ontology annotation, cellular component: nucleus; cytoplasm. Gene Ontology annotation, molecular function: pyrophosphatase activity. Lineage: Eukaryota; Viridiplantae; Streptophyta; Magnoliopsida; Fabales; Fabaceae. The transcript is spliced from 5 exons. Bases 160 to 657 code for a protein of 165 amino acids. The record is from RefSeq and is a predicted model, not a curated record.
UCUAUCAUACAUACACAUAACAUAUAUAUAGAGAGAGUUACUCGUACCUAUCAUAAUUGUUCUUAUUAUAUAAUAGAUCGAAAGUGAUAGAUAUUCUGUCUUUCGCUUUGUCAAGGUUUCUGAAAGUGGAAAUAUUGAAGUUAGGUGUGUCUGAGAAGGAUGGCUUGCUUGGUAUCUCGAACGGGAAGGGAGAUGCAGAGGUACAACAGUAGUGGUGGCAGACAAAUUGUGGGUUGCAUACCUUACAGAUAUAAAGAAGACAUUGAUGGCAAUCUGAGCAAUGAAUUGGAGGUGCUUGUAGUUAGUUCACAAAAAGGCCAAACAUUAAUGUUCCCAAAGGGAGGAUGGGAACUCGAUGAAUCUAUAGAAGAAGCAGCUUACAGGGAGUCCUUAGAAGAAGCAGGAGUUACUGGAAUAGUUGAGCAUGAAUUGGGUCAAUGGAACUUCGUUAGCAAAAGACAUGGCACAUACUAUGAAGGUCACAUGUUUCCUUUGUUAGUCAAAGAAGAACUUGACUUGUGGCCUGAAAAGGAUCUUAGAAGAAGAACAUGGAUGUGCGUUGAUGAAGCUCGAGAAGUUUGUCAUCAUUGGUGGAUGAAGGAAGCAUUAGACAUCCUUGUUGAACGACUCACUUUACAGAAAAAUAGGAACAUUUAA